Messenger RNA from Melospiza georgiana, 2491 nucleotides. It is a transcript of the gene ADPGK, whose product is annotated as ADP dependent glucokinase. Gene Ontology annotation, cellular component: endoplasmic reticulum. Bases 1 to 1473 code for a protein of 490 amino acids. Gene Ontology annotation, biological process: glucose metabolic process. Lineage: Eukaryota; Metazoa; Chordata; Aves; Passeriformes; Passerellidae. The transcript is spliced from 7 exons. Gene Ontology annotation, molecular function: ADP-specific glucokinase activity. The record is from RefSeq and is a predicted model, not a curated record.
AUGUGGCAGCGGUCGGUGUGCGUGGGCCUGCUGGCCCUGGCGCUGGGCUACCUGUGCGUGCUGGGCCCCGAGCUGCCCCCCGCGGCCCUGCGGCAGCUCUCGGCCUCGCUGCUGGGGACGCUGCGCCGCGCCCGCUCGCUGGAGGCGCGCACGGUGGCGGCCUGGCAGGCGGCCAUUGUCCGCCCCGCGCGCGGCUGGGCGCGCGUCGCCGUCGGCGUCAACGCCUGCGUGGACGUGGUUCUGUCUGGGGUGAAGCUGCUGGAGGCUCUGGGGCUGGAGCCCAGUGAUGGGAAGGACCAUGCAGUGCUGAACUCUGGGCAGGACCUGAAGGAGGCUUUUGCCCAUUUCAUGGAGAGAGGGGCGGCUGCCGAGCGCUUCUUCAGCGACGCCGAGGCCUUCCAGGACAUUGCGCGCACGGCCUCGGAGCACCCCGCAGCUCAGCUUUACGUGGGAGGAAAUGCUGCUCUCAUCGGGCAGAAGCUUGCAACAAACCCAGACCUGAAGAUCCUCCUUUGUGGCCCAGUUGGUCCCAAACUCCACGAACUGCUCGAUGACAAUGUGGUUGUGCCACCUGAAUCCAUGCAGGAAAGAGAUGAAUUCCAUCUUAUCUUGGAAUAUCAAGCAGGUGAGCAGUGGGGCCGGGUGAGGGCACCCGCUGCCAACCGCUUCAUCUUCUCCCACGACCUGUCCAACGGCGCCCUGAACAUGCUGGAGGUGUUUGUGUCCAGCCUGGAUGAGUUCCAGCCUGACCUGGUGGUGCUUUCAGGACUUCACAUGAUGGAAGGGCAGAGCAAGGAGAUGAGACAGAGGCGACUCAUGGAGGCUGUAGCCUCCAUCUCUGAUAUCCCAACCGACAUUCCCAUACACCUGGAGCUGGCCAGUAUGACUGAUCAGGAUUUUAUGAGCAACAUUGUGCAUCAGCAGGUCUUUCCCCUGGUGAACUCCAUCGGGCUGAACGAGCAGGAGCUGCUGUUCCUCACCCAGUCUGCCUCUGGUCCCCACGCCUCCCUGGCCUCCUGGAGCGGCAUUCCCGACGUGGGGGUGGUCAGUGACAUCCUCUUCUGGAUCCUGAAGGAGCACGGCAAGACGGCAGAACGGGCCUCGGACCUGACCCGGAUCCACUUCCACACGCUGGCCUACCACAUCCUGGUCACCGUGGACGGCCACUGGGGCAACCAGGCAGCAGCAGUGGCAGCUGGGGCCAGGGCUGCUGGCACCCAGGCCUGUGCCACCGACACCAUCGACACCACCAAGGUCUUCCUCAAAGCUCCCCUGGAGUUCGUCACCUCCCACACGGAGGCGCCAUCCAAAAUCUCCCUCAAUCCAGACGAGCCCGUGGUGCAGUGGCACAGGGAAGGCAUCUCCUUCCACUUCACCCCCGUGCUGGUGUGCAAGGACCCCGUGCGGACCGUGGGGCUCGGGGACGCCAUCUCAGCCGAGGGACUGCUCUACUCUGAAGCGUAUCCUCAGUAGCAAACCAGGAGCCUCCUUCUUCUCCAGCACCGCACGGUGUCUGAGAGCCGUGGAUUGGCAUUUGAAGCAGUGGUGGUAUAGGAACAGAAGCAGGGUGUGGUGUGUUUUCUGGGUAUAACUGUCAAAGAGCCAAAGAAUAAUUCCAGGUAUAAACUGUCAGCUACAUUCCAGUCACUCGGCAGUGACUCGAGCGCUUCACGUGCAGGUCAGGUGCAAAGGUUUUAGUAUUUAAUGUGAAAACUGGCUUUGUCUUAAGGGGGAGGGACACAAAGACCAAAAUCCCUGGCUGGCAGAGUUUGCUGCUCGUAGCUCAGAGUGGAUCUUUUCUGGUAGUGCUGCAAAGUGCAGCAGCAGGAGAAUUUCCUGCCCCUGGAUCCCAGGAGAGCACAGCAGUGCCCAGCCCUGCCUCUGGUAAAUUCAAAAUAAAAGGCUUGUGGGUUAUCUCCUCCCAGCACUUUGCAAACCUUCCUUGGGGUGAGGAUGGAGUUACUGCCUGGUGCAAUUAGCUCUCCGUGUGCCCAGCCCCAGAGGGAGCCAGUCCCAAAAUGUGAUACAGACUGAACCUACUCCAGGCUGCACAGGUGACUCUGGACAUCUGUGACUAAGGGUGUUCCACAUGAGCAGCCUGUGCUUAGUUUUUAGGAAAUAAGGAGCGAAGAUAAUCAGGUUUUCUGUUUGGGGGACAGCUCUGUUUCCCUGCCAGGGAACCCCCAAACCAUUUCCUGUGUUUGCUGUACACUAAAUACUCUGCUAAUGGUGUGUUACAGAAAAGCUCUUGAGUGCUGGAGACUCGUUUUUGGUUGUUUGAGAAUGGUUGUGCCAAAUUCUUCAGUCUCCCUGCCCUCUAUUAGGAAAGGUUAAUAUAUCAGGGAGGGUCCCUCUGGAAGCUCAAAAGCAGCAUUUUCCAGGUAAGACUGAAGUGAGGUGGCCUUUUUAGGGUGUGAUGUUGGGAUUUUUUUGACUAGGUCACUGAUAGUUUCUUUGCUCUGGCCUGUGAAAUUAAAAAAGCAGAAUCAUG